Cylindrotheca closterium is the source of this 2106-nucleotide messenger RNA. The record is from the annotation of a GenBank genome assembly. NCBI's taxonomy places the organism in Eukaryota, Bacillariophyta, Bacillariophyceae, Bacillariales, Bacillariaceae.
AUGGGCGCAAUGCCCUCAGCUUACAUUUUUCAAGAAGCUAUGAAUCGCCUCAUGAAAGGCCUUGGCGACGUCUUAACGUACUUAGACAACGUCCUCUGUGUCACCAAAGGUGACUUCAAAGACCACCUUCAACGGCUAGAACUAUGUCUCCAACGGCUCCACAAAGCCGGCCUUAAGGUUAAUUUACCCAAAUCUGAGUUUGCAACUCAACAAUUCAAAUACUUAGGCUACUUGGUCUCACGCCAAGGCAUUCGCCCUAUUGCUUCAAAAGUGGAAGCGAUUCAGCGGUUGAAACCCCCAAAAACUUUGAAACAAUUACGCUCAUUCCUUGGCAUGCUCAAUUAUUACCGUGAUAUGUGGGAAAAGCGCUCACACAUGUUAGCUCCAUUUACUGAACUAAUCAAAUCAAGCAAAAAAGGACGUCCAUUAAUAUGGAAACAAGAACACACAGAAGCGUUCAAACAUGUGAAACGAGUGAUUGCAAAAGACACUAUGCUUGCAUUCCCUGAUUUCUCCAAACCUUUCACAAUACACACUGAUGCUCGCGACUUCCAGCUUGGUGGAGUGAUUUCCCAAGAAGGAAAACCUAUUGCUUUCUAUAGCAGAAAAUUAAAUCCUGCGCAAAGAAACUACACAACAGGAGAACGCGAAAUGUUGUCAAUCGUUGAAACAUUACGCAAAUACCGCAACAUCUUGCUUGGUUGCGAAAUUAUUGUAUAUACCGACCACAAAAAUCAUACAGACCCGAAAACCAUUUCUCAAUCCCCAAGAAUCCAACGAUGGAGAUGGAUCAUUGAAGAAUUUGGGCCAGACAUAAGACAUAUCGAUGGAUCUGCCAAUGCGGUCGCCGAUUGCUUAAGUCGUAUGGACGCAGACUUCAUGACAAAAUAUGACAAAUUUGACGAAGUCCAACUAGCUGAAAGGUUCGACAUGGACUCGCUGGAAGGUUAUAAGGCGGAGAAAUAUCAAUUCCCCCUCGACACCGGUCUAAUCGCAGAGUAUCAAAAGAAAGAUAAAACUCUAAUGCGACAUUUACAAAACCAUCCAGAAUACUUUUCCAAAGAGGUGCAUGGCACCGAAAUAAUCUUAUUCCACAAAAAGAUUUAUGUUCCUAAGCCACUACGACAGCAUGUUCUACAGUGGUAUCAUGACAUGUUACAGCACCCUGGCGUAACACGAACUGAGCGAACCAUUCGCCAACACCUAACUUGGCCAGGUCUACGACACGACGUCGAGACUCACGUGAAGCAUUGCCGCAAAUGCCAACUAUGUAAAAAUCCAAAACUUAAAUACGGCAAACUGCCAGUAAAAGAAUUUACCUAUAAGCCUUGGAACACCAUUUGUGUCGAUCUUAUCGGUCCUUACACCGUAUCUACAAAAGACGGAAAAGAUAUCAAACUACACGCCAUGACGAUUUGUGAUCCAGCGACUGGAUGGUUCGAAAUUGUAGAAAUUGAUGACAAAAAGUCACUUACUACAUCAACGAUGCUCGACCGCGUAUGGUUCUCACGAUAUCCAAGACCUCAAGAAUGCAUUUUCGACAAUGGUAAAGAAUUCCUUGGCGAAGAAUUCCAAGAACUACUAAAAAGUUAUGGAAUCAAACCGGUCCCUACAACAGUCAAGAACCCUCAAGCUAAUUAUGUGGAACGGAUCCACCAAACGCUCGGAAACAUGCUCCGUACAAACGAAUUAGAGGAAUUUGACUUCGAUUAUAAUGAUCCUUGGACCCAAAUCUUAAGCAGCUGCGCUUGGGCUAUUCGCUCCACUAUCCAUACUGUCAUGGAAGCGAUAGUCUUCGGUCGUGAUAUGCUUUUCGACCUCUCAUUUAAAACGAAAUGGCGCGAUAUUAAAAGCAAACGUCAACAAGCCGCAAAUAAGAAUAACGCGCAAGAAAACUCCAAACGCCAGCCACAUAUAUACCGCGUGGGUGAUUUGGUCCUCCUUGAUCGCGGCAAAUUGCAACAAAAACUCCUGCCCAAACGAACAGGUCCAUAUCAAGUACUCUGUGUCUACGACAAUGGCACAAUCAAACUCCGACGUGGCUUCUAUGCACAACGCGUAAGUCUCCGACGAUGCGUUCCUUACUACACCCCCAUCAACGCUUGA